This is a messenger RNA of Helianthus annuus (common sunflower), 318 nucleotides long. RefSeq names its product putative glycine-rich cell wall structural protein 1. The transcript has 2 exons. Bases 1 to 318 code for a protein of 105 amino acids. Lineage: Eukaryota; Viridiplantae; Streptophyta; Magnoliopsida; Asterales; Asteraceae. The record is from RefSeq and is a predicted model, not a curated record.
AUGUCGGCGGCGGCCGUAGACACCGACAGCAGCAGCACCGCCCACGGCGGCGGUGGUCACGUUUCGAAUUUCGGCUCGGUUUCGAGUCUUGUUCAGUUUUGGUUCGAGUUUCGGUUUGUUUCGACUCACGCGGGAUGUCCUAUACAAGCUGUUAGUGAGUGUGGUUAUGGUAGUGGUGAUGAUGGCAGUGGCGGUGGUUGUGGCAGCGGUGGUUACGGAGAAGUGGGGUGGAUAGAUGGUGGUAAUGGCGAGGGUGGUGAUGACAGCGGUGGUGGUGGUUGUGGCGGGGGUGGUGAUGGCGACGACCGUACCAAAUAG